GUAUAGCAGAGGUAUAUAAGGAAGGGAAAGGUUUGGGUCACUCUCUCAGCAAGCACGCGAGGACAGGACAAGAAGCACAAUGAGUCGCCUGAUUGUUGUGUUGUCUGUGGUGAUGGUGGUGGUGGUGCUGAGUGAGCUGGUGACAAGCAUGCCCUCUGAUGUUUCACACCAGCGCGUAGCCAGAGAGGUGUACCAAGGCUUUGUUUCCGAUGGCUUGCCGUCCAGAUAUCCCACUACGGGUGCACUGACAAGUCACGGAGGAUCACGGCCACUCAUAUACAGUGGAAACCAUUACGUUAAUAGGUAUAAUUGGUACAAUGGAUACAAUAACUACAACCCAUAUCAAACUUAUGGCAGCUACGGUAAUAGAUAUAAUUGGCAAGGUGGAUACGGUAACUACAACCCAUAUCAUACUUAUGGCCGCUAAGGUACAGGUAAGGUGUGAUGUGAAAACAGGACGAAAGGUUGUUGUGCGGAAGAUUGCGUUGAGGUACAGUGAUGUGGAAAGACCAAUGAAAAGAGGAGAAACGGAAAGACCUCAAGUUGAAAAUAGAAAAAGAAUGACAAGAUGGCUGAACUGAAGAAUGAAGAUGAGAAGCAGAAAGAAUGGGUUGAAGAAUGAACAAAAUGAGAAGAAAUUGAGAGAAAGAAUGAGUUGGGGAAUUAAAAAAAAAAAAAAAAGGAGGAAAAGGAAGAAAGAAAUACUUGGUUGGGUUGAGAUGCGCUGAUGUGUAAGAAUGAGAAAAAUGAAAAGAAGAUAAGAGAGAAAGAGAAAGGAGAAGGAAAAAAAUAUGAAAAAUAUAAAGAAAUGGAAGGAAAUUAAGUGAAAAGAUAUGUAAGUGGAAAAAAAGAAAGAAAGAAAGAAAAGAAAAGUGUAAUGUUAGUUGAAAGAUUAUUAAAGUCUUGACUCUUUAAAUGUUAAGCUUUAUUUUUUGUUUCCUUGUUUGUUUGUUUUUAGUGUAUGUGUUCGUUAUUUUCUAACGAAUGUUUCUUUGUUAAUGUACCGUUAAAUAAUUUAGUUUUUUAAUAAAGUUAUAUGUUAAUCUAUCU
Scylla paramamosain (green mud crab) is the source of this 1050-nucleotide messenger RNA. RefSeq lists its product as uncharacterized. The record is from RefSeq and is a predicted model, not a curated record. The transcript is spliced from 3 exons. The coding region runs from base 80 to 427 and encodes 115 amino acids. Lineage: Eukaryota; Metazoa; Arthropoda; Malacostraca; Decapoda; Portunidae.